Molecule: messenger RNA, 1296 nt
Organism: Helianthus annuus (common sunflower)
Lineage: Eukaryota; Viridiplantae; Streptophyta; Magnoliopsida; Asterales; Asteraceae
Product: membrane-associated 30 kDa protein, chloroplastic
Exons: 12
Coding region: 24-1103 (359 amino acids)
Source: RefSeq, a predicted model, not a curated record
GAGUUUCAGGUUUACCCGAACUAAUGAUUGGGUUCGGGCCUAAAAAAAUUAUUGGGCUCGUGAUAUACCGAUCUAUCUUUCUUCAUGAAUCACCACCACAAGUGAAACCCCAAUCAGGAUCGAUUCUCUUCUUACAUACGAAUUCUCCGCAGUGGUUAAGUAUGGCUUCAACAACAUCAUCUUCAUUACAGAAUUCCAAUUCAAGAAUUGGGUUUUGCAGGUUUCCAACCCACAGAACGUCGUCGUUUUUGGGUUCUGGAGUUGGAACUCUGAAGGUUAGAGGAAUAAGGCUAGCUCGCCCGAGUACCACACGUUGUAACAGCAUCCGGUCGAAUCUUUUUGACCGUUUUGCACGAGUUGUCAAGUCAUACGCAAAUGCACUCAUUAGCACCUUUGAAGACCCAGAAAAGAUCUUAGAGCAAGCCGUUACUGAAAUGAAUGACGAUUUAGUAAAAAUGCGGCAAGCUACAGCCCAAGUUUUAGCGUCUCAAAAGCGGUUGGAGAACAAAUAUAAAACUGCUGAGCAAGCUUCUGAGGAUUGGUAUAAAAGAGCACAACUUGCUUUAAGUAAGGGAGAAGAGGAUCUUGCACGUGAAGCAUUAAAGCGACGUAAAUCUUAUGCUGACAAUGCCGCUUCUUUGAAGACUCAGCUUGAACAACAGAAGAGUGUUGUGGAUAAUCUUGUUAGCAAUACACGGCUUCUUGAAAGCAAGAUACAAGAGGCUAAGUCAAAGAAAGAUACUCUAAAAGCACGAGCACAAUCUGCAAAGACGGCAACAAAAGUAAGCGAAAUGCUGGGUAAUGUCAACACAAGCAGUGCGCUUUCAGCAUUUGAGAAGAUGGAGGAAAAAGUUAUGACGAUGGAGUCCCAAGCGGAAGCACUUAAUCAGCUAAGUACCGAUGAUCUUGACGGAAAGUUUGCAAUGCUGGAGGGCUCAUCCGUCGAUGAUGAUCUCGCAAGCUUGAAGAGAGAACUAUCUGGAACCACAAAGAAAGGAGAUUUGCCGCCGGGGAGAACAAGCUCAAAAGCAGCGUAUCCGUUUCCUGAUGUGGACAUUGAAAACGAGCUAAACGAGUUAAGGCAAAGAACCAGGGACCUAUAGAGAAAUUAAUAAUAUAAUCUUUGCACCAGAUGUAAAGAAUCAAAAAUAUUAGCUCAUCAUCAACUUAUUAGAGGAAGUUGAUAUUUUUUGUUUCUGAAAAAUGGUUAUGGAGUGAUUGUUUGUUUGUUUGUUUGUUCAUACUGUAUUAUACUACCAUCAAAGUUGCAAUGAACAUGCCUUUAGUUGUGCUUCA